AUAUCCUAUGCUUUAUUUACCGGCUGAAUUUUCUUGGGAUAAUCCUUUACGUAUGGAUCAAGAGAAGAUUGAUAUAAUUAAAAGUGUUGAUUUUGUAAUGAUUGAAUAUAAAAAAUUAUUAGAUAAUAUUUUAGAAAUUACAGAAAAAAAUACCAAUACAAUACAAGAUUCUUUAAAUCAAUUGGGUUUAUUAUAUGAGACUGAACAUGAUAAAAAGAAUUUUUUAAAUAUAAUCACUGAAGUACUAGUAAACGGAAAAGAUGCGGAAGAAAUUAAUGAUAAUAAUAUAAAAGAAAUUUUUAGAUCAUUUGAAUUUUUGUAUUAA
Molecule: messenger RNA, 325 nt
Organism: Racocetra persica
Lineage: Eukaryota; Fungi; Glomeromycota; Glomeromycetes; Diversisporales; Gigasporaceae
Source: the annotation of a GenBank genome assembly